Messenger RNA from Leishmania major strain Friedlin, 960 nucleotides. RefSeq lists its product as hypothetical. Gene Ontology annotation, cellular component: mitochondrial inner membrane; uniplex complex. The transcript has a single exon. Gene Ontology annotation, molecular function: calcium channel activity; uniporter activity. NCBI's taxonomy places the organism in Eukaryota, Euglenozoa, Kinetoplastea, Trypanosomatida, Trypanosomatidae. Gene Ontology annotation, biological process: calcium import into the mitochondrion; mitochondrial calcium ion homeostasis. Bases 1 to 960 code for a protein of 319 amino acids. The record is from RefSeq and is a predicted model, not a curated record.
AUGCAACCUCUAAGUGGCACAAUAUUCCGGCGCAGCGGCGGGCUGCUGCCGAGUGCGCAAUCAACCUCUACUCUGGCACACUGGCGCCGUCGUCUCAGCACACUCGGUCACAGAUUCGCCGCAGCACGCGCGGCCCAUGCAUCGGCUCCGGCGUCGUCAGCCCUGUCGGCACACGACUUUGCCGCCCUCACCCCGCUUCUUCUUCUGCGCCAAAUGCUGCAGCAGCACACCCAGCUCGACGGUAUCGGCUUGGGUGCGCAGCUCCACCCCAACGAACAACACAUCGUCAUUUCUCGCACCAAGUUUUGCCAUUUCUGCGCUGCUUCGCACGUCGCGGACCCGAACGCUGCCCUAGCGGAUUUGGAAGCGGCGGGCGUGGUGGUGGUGCUGGACGGCGGAAACAUAGUUCACCUGAGGCCGGUACUGUUCCUUGAAACUCUGGAGAUGAUCCGCAACGUAGCGAGGCCGUCAAGCAGCGGCGACGGGACGCUUGAGACGAGCUCGAAGCCGUUGGUGGCGGUCGGCAGCUUCAUGCUAGAGGAAGCGGAGCGUCGUGUCGCGGCGCUGACCGAGAGGGAGAGGGCAAUGCGGUAUCGACUGCAGCCCGCCAUCGCGCGAGCAGCGCGCUGGCGGCGCACGGUAUGGGGUGGUGCGCUGCUCUACGCCGGCGCUCAGCUCGCCAUCAUCUCCCGUCUCACCUACUUUGACCUAAACUGGGACAUUAUGGAACCCGUUUCGUACAUGAUUACGGUUGCAAACACGCUUUUGUUUUUUCUGUACUACCUGCGCUUCGACGAAGAGCACUCCUAUACCGCCUAUGAUCAGCGAUUCCUACCUCGAAAAGUGCGCCAGUACGCUCCCAGGGACUUUGACUGGGCGGCGUACGCGGACGUGUGCCAGCAGCUCGCUGAGGAGCGCGCGAUGCUCGACUCCAUGUUGAAGUGGAGCGCGAAGCACUGA